Molecule: messenger RNA, 4313 nt
Organism: Oncorhynchus masou masou (cherry salmon)
Lineage: Eukaryota; Metazoa; Chordata; Actinopteri; Salmoniformes; Salmonidae
Product: kelch-like protein 8
Exons: 10
Coding region: 130-2013 (627 amino acids)
Molecular function (GO): protein binding
Source: RefSeq, a predicted model, not a curated record
ACGUCCCGAAGUGAUCUCUGCGCACGCACCAUAUCGUCCAGAGCGAGUCGAAUGGUUUCAUUUCUGUACCUGUAAAUGAAAGUGGGAUUGGAUUUUUACAAUAUGAGGUCUGACUCCCUGUAGACUGUGAUGGCUCCAGGCGACAUGGUGCCGGAGCAUGCCAAGCAGCAUAAGCUCAAGCAGAAGAAGGAGAACCGUCAGAGCACCACUACCACCACCACCACCACCAGGCCCGAUGGAGACUCUGAGCCUGACGGAUCCUUUGUCUUUGAGGCCUAUGAGGCAUGGAAGGACUUCCACGACUCCCUGAGGCAGUUCUACGAAGUGGGGGAGCUCUGUGAUGUCACACUGAAGGUUGGCAGCAGGCUGAUACCAUGCCACAAGCUGGUGCUGGCUUGUGUCAUCCCUUACUUCAGGGCCAUGUUCCUGUCCGAGAUGUCCGAGGCCAAACAGGACCUGAUUGAGAUCAAGGACUUUGACGGCGACGCCAUCCACGACCUGGUGCGUUUCGCCUACUCCUCCCGUCUGACCCUGACAGUGGACAACGUACAGCCCCUCCUCUACGCAGCCUGUAUACUGCAGGUAGAGCUGGUAGCCAGAGCCUGCUGUGAGUACAUGAAGGCCCACUUCCACCCCUCCAACUGCCUGGCUGUCCGCACCUUUGCCGAGAGCCACAACCGCGUCGACCUGAUGGACAUGGCAGAUCGCUACGCUUGCGAGCACUUCCGGGAAGUGGUGGACUGCGAGGACUUCCCGUGCGUGUCGCCUCCUCACCUGAGAACCCUGUUGUCCUCCAGUGAUCUGAACAUCCACUCUGAGACUCAGGUGUACACCGCUGCUGUCAAGUGGCUGAAGAAUAACCCUCAACACCACGAGGCCUGGCUGCAGCAGAUCAUGACUCAGGUGCGUCUCCCCUUGCUCCCAGUAGACUUCCUGACGGCCACGGUUGCCAAAGAGGAGAUGAUCAGAGGGAACCUGAGCUGCAGAGAUCUGCUGGAUGAGGCCAGGAACUAUCACCUGCACCUCAGCAACAAGGUGGUCCCGGACUUUGAGUAUUCAGUAAGAACAACGCCUAGGAAACACACUGCAGGUGUGUUGUUCUGUGUGGGUGGGCGGGGUGGUUCUGGUGACCCGUUCCGCAGCAUCGAGUGCUACUCCAUCAGCAAGAACAGCUGGUUCUUUGGACCUGAGAUGAACAGUAGGAGACGACAUGUUGGAGUCAUCUCUGUAGGAGGUAAAGUGUAUGCAGUAGGGGGGCAUGAUGGUAGUGAACACCUGGGCAACAUGGAGAUGUUUGAUCCACUCACUAACAAGUGGAUGAUGAAGGCUUCCAUGAACACUAAGAGAAGGGGCAUAGCUCUGGCAGCUCUGGGAGGUCCUAUCUAUGCUAUCGGAGGCCUAGAUGACAACUCAUGCUUCAACGACGUGGAGAGAUACGAUAUCGAGAGCGACCGCUGGACUGCUGUGGCGUCCAUGAACACACCCAGAGGAGGGGUGGGCUCUGUGGCCUUAGGGAGUCAUGUGUACGCUGUGGGAGGUAACGACGGUGUGGCCUCUCUAUCCAGUGUGGAGAGGUUUGACCCCCACCUCAACAAGUGGACAGAGGUCAGGGAGAUGGGCCAGAGACGAGCAGGAAACGGAGUCAGUGAGCUGAACGGGUGCCUCUAUGUCGUGGGCGGUUUUGAUGACAACUCCCCGCUGAGUUCUGUGGAACGUUUGGACCCCCGUCUGUGCCGCUGGAACUACGUCUCUGAGCUGACCACGCCCCGAGGCGGAGUGGGCGUGGCCACGGUCAUGGGUCGAGUGUUCGCAGUCGGUGGUCACAACGGCAACAUUUAUCUUAACACGGUGGAGGCCUUCGACCCCCGUAUGAACAGUGUGUUCCUCAGAUGGGAGCUGGUGGGGUCUGUCUCUCACUGCCGGGCAGGAGCAGGAGUGGCUGUCUGUUCCACUCACAUCAGCCAGAUCAGAGACGUGGGCCAGGGCUCCAGCAACGUGGUCGACUGCAUGUGACCGCUGUCUGACCACAGACUGACCCGGAAAACUGCACAAGAUCAGACGUGCACAGAACAGCACCCAUCCCACGCACAGCCACAAGCACUCAAUCACACUGCACCGGACACUGACUAGGAGCAGCUGUCCUUAAAGCAGCACUUCCCUUUAGCACUGAGUGUAAUGUAACCAGUCUCACUAUGUUAGGUGGUGUGCGUUGUUAUUGUUCAGCUGAAGACACUUCUCUGACUGAACCUUUAUCAGUGGAGAACUGAUCUAUAAACAAUCCAUAUAUUUUCUCUUUUUGUGACGUUUGCAGAUGCAAUUCAGUGAUUGGUGUAUUUUGAAACAAAUUAUAGAUUUUCUUUGCGUUUUGACUGCUUUGGAACAUUAUCGAAGGAAAAUAGCUGACUGAUCGUUGCGCUUUAGAUGUCUCAUUAGACAGGCCUUGCAUAUCAACUUGUAUAUUUUUAAGAGCGACCGGUUAGUACCUAUGUUCUGUCAGAACUCACUCUCACAAUCAUCACUGUCUGAACUGGUUAAUUACCUAUGCUCUGUCAGAACUCUCACUCUCACAAUCGUCACUGUCUGAACCGGUUAAUUACCUAUGCUCUGUCAGAACUCACUCUCACAAUCAACACUGUCUGAACUGAGAGAUCUUCCUAGGGUUCCCAGCAGUCUCUCACCAUAUACAACAAUAUGAGAGAGAGCACUGUGAAGUAUGGACAGUAUCUGGAGGCUGGAAAGCUGUGAAGUAAAGACUGAACAGAACAGUGUUUGUGAUAAAAAAAUAGAGGAUUUCAGGGCUUUCAUUCUAAUCUAUCCGCUGUAGACUCCGUGAUGCUGAAACCGCUUUCGUGUUAGCAUUAGCUAGCUGUAGCCUGUAUUUGCGUUUUGUACAAUCAUUCAGACUGAUUCUAAUUGAGAUAGUUUAAUCUAUGGCGGUCUUUGGCAGAGUUGGACUAAAUUGUGAAGCAAUAAGAGGUUGAUGCAUAUCUCUGUUACCAGACUGAACGUGUGCGGUUUUGAAAUGACUGGGGGACUAGUGAUAACUCUCAGGACAGACAGUCUAGGGUCUUAGCAGAAUGCUAACCCUCAUACGCUCUGUGUUCUACUCAAAGAUGGCUGCCAGUAAACAAGUAUGCUUUCAGACAUGUGAAGAGAUGGAUCCUCUAUCUGCCAAAUGAUUCCGAUUUUAUAUUUUUAUAUUUGGAAGUUUUUAUGAAAUCAGUGCUCAUCUUUGGUGUUGUUCUCUACUGUCUUGUCUUGGACUUGUUGUUGUGCACUAUCUUCCUAGAGUUGUCAGGGGUUUCACUAUAUUUUGUCCUAUGGAAAUGUUUAUGCUAUUUUCAACAUGUUUUGACAGUUUUUUUUUUUUUUUUGAGGCCUUGUGUUUGAAGAAUUUUUCUCAACCUUAUUUUGUUGUGGUGACUCCUGGUCAAUUCAAGGCCUUUCAGGUAAUUCUGGAUUUGAUUGUAAGACUGUUGUUGGUCAACAGAUUGACCCAAUACUUUGAUUUAGAAAUACACACGUUUGAAGAGAUGAUAUGCAUUAGGAAAACAUGCUCUUUCCAUGACAGACUGACCAGGUGAAUCCAGGUUAAAGCUAUGAUCCCUUAUUGAUGUCACUUGUUAAAUCCACUUCAAAUCAGUGUAGAUGAAGAGGAGGAGACACGUUAAAGAAAAUUUUUUGAGACAUAGAUUGUGUAUGGGUGCCAUUCAGAGGGUGAAUGGGCAAGACAAAAGAUUUAAUGGGGCAAGCCGAAAGUGCCUCUGAACGGGGUAUGGUAGUAGGUGCCAGGUGCACCGGUUUGAGUGUGUCAAGAACUGCAAAGCUGCUGGGUUUUUCAUGCUCAACAGUUUCCCGUGUGUAUCAAGCAUGGCCCAUCACCCAAAGGACAUCCAGCCAACUUGACACAACUUUAGGAAGCACUGGAGUCAACAUGGGCCAGCAUCCCUGUGGAACGCUUUGGACACCUUGUAGAGUACAUGCCCCAAUGAAUUGAGGCCGUUCUGAUGGUCCUUAAUGUUCUGUACACUCCAUUAUAUGCAUAAUUUCUCUUGUUCCCUCCAUUAAGGGAAUAUUGAAUUGUUGCACCAUUGGUUUGUUGUAUUCUACAAUAGAACUGUAUUACCUCUGGUGUGUCAUACUGUACACCAGGGGUGUGUACUGACUUGCCAACCGUAAUAUAGAACGUGUAAGUUCAUGCUUUUGUAAAUGUGUUGCUAUUGGUUCAGAUUAAAUGCUGUGUCUUGCAUUGUAUUUUUGCUAAAAUCUUCAUUUUGUUGAUGUUACUAUAAUAAAUUUGUCAUUAUCCAUGA